AUGGAAGAAGCCGGCACACCAGAAGAACAUGCCGCUGUAGAAGAAGCUCGCCGGAGUUUCUUGGACAACCAUUCUCAUGUUAAAGGUUGCGGUGAUCUCUUGUGGCGAAUGCAAAGAAAGAGCACUCGAAAAACAGAUGAUCCCGAGUUUCAAAUUCUGUUCCACAAAGAAGACAGAUCCCAUCAGUUUCAUAUCCCCAAGCGGACAUACGAUCCAUUGUUGGGUUCCGAUUCAGAAGAAAAAGCCAAGUCGUUGUUUGAUGACGAGCAAGACCAGCUUUAUGCCACAAUAAAGAAGCCCAUGGAACCACUGGUUUUGAAAUUCUAA
Microthlaspi erraticum is the source of this 327-nucleotide messenger RNA. NCBI's taxonomy places the organism in Eukaryota, Viridiplantae, Streptophyta, Magnoliopsida, Brassicales, Brassicaceae. The record is from the annotation of a GenBank genome assembly.